UGGCCCGUUUCGUGCCGAGCGAGUUCGCGAAUGCGCCUGUGACGAUGCGCCGAGCGGGGGCGGGAGAAGGGCUGGCGGAGCUCGCGUAUGCGCGGGAACCGAAGAGCGCGAUAAUGGAGUAUCUGAUCCGGCGAUGCGACGAGAGCGGCGGCGCCAUGAGCUGGAGCGCGGUGGCCACAGGGAACUUCUUCGACUAUGCGCUCAGGAAGUUUCCCAACGGCAUGGGCUUCAACGUCAAGGAGAGGACCGCGGUGCUGAUCGACUCCGGCGCGGAACCGUUCACCGGCACGACGCUGGCUGGAAUCGCGGACUCCGUCCUCGGCAUCCUGCUCCACCCGCAGGAGACCUGCAAUAAGUACUUGAGGGUAAGGUCGGUCGAGACUACGCAGGCGGAAAUCUUGAGGGCGUUUGAGGAUGUGACGGGGGUGAAAUGGAAGGUCGAGCACCAAAACGGGCAGGAGCUGCUGGAUAGGGCGAGAGGAAAGCUGGAAAGGGGAGAGGGGGCCACAUUGGAUUUGGUCAGGGUGCAGUUGUUUAUGGAGGGUGCGGGGAGGAGUGUGUUGGUGAGGAGAGGGGAGGGUGACAACGAGUUGCUCGGGGUGAAGGAAGAGGAUGUGACGGAGGUGGUGAGGGCGGUGGUGGCGGAUGUUGAGUUGCUCAGGGUGAAGGAAGAGGAUGUGAUGGAGGCGAUGAGGGCGGUGGUGGCGGAUGCUGAGGCUGCCCAGGCCGAUUAGGCGACUUGGAAGCAUGAGAGACGUUCCGGUGCUAUUGCUUGUGCUCGGUAAACGAAUGGAGCGUGGGAGGAAGGUUCUGCAAGUCUUGUGUACGUAAUUCAUCGCAAAAGAUCACCCACCCGCUGCUUAUAGUCCGCACGAGGUGUAUAUGUAGAUCUACAGAUGGAGA
Tricharina praecox is the source of this 903-nucleotide messenger RNA. RefSeq lists its product as uncharacterized. The transcript has a single exon. The record is from RefSeq and is a predicted model, not a curated record. Lineage: Eukaryota; Fungi; Ascomycota; Pezizomycetes; Pezizales; Pyronemataceae. The coding region runs from base 45 to 734 and encodes 229 amino acids.